AUGGAUGCGGCUGCUCCGACGUUCACGUCGAUGCUGGAACACGAUGAAGUGCGGUCUGCGAGGUUUUGGCAAUGGUGCAAGGAAAACCCAUAUUUUGUUCCUCUGUGCUCAGGUGCUUUUGCCGGAGUUGCUUCGGAAACCUUGCUUUUCCCGCUUGAUUGUCUCAAAACUCGGUUACAAAGCCGGCAUGGCUUCAUAGCUGCCUGGCUUGCCUCUAUAGCGCCGAUUGGGUGGAAACACCAGCCUCAAACCACACUAAUGUUGAAACUGUGCUUUUGA
This is a messenger RNA of Symbiodinium sp. CCMP2592, 279 nucleotides long. NCBI's taxonomy places the organism in Eukaryota, Dinophyceae, Suessiales, Symbiodiniaceae. The record is from the annotation of a GenBank genome assembly.